AUGACAAAACCAAGACGUCUGUCUGCCAGCAAGGCAGCUGGAAUGGGACACAAAUCAACAACAAAUGUCUGUCUGGACAGACAACCCACAUUCCCCAUGGAAGUUAGUGACUUUGUGGUGGCAGCAGCGGCCACAGCCACGGGGCCAAGAAAUUCCCUGGUCCUCCACUUGACAUAUCAUCAUCUGAUUGUCUUCCUGUCAGGAGUAUUGGCCGCCUGUGUCUAUUAUCAUAUGCCAUGGGCGGCACAGAAUCAGCAACGUCAGCUGCAGCACCUACCAGCCGAACAUUAUCUCCAAUUACGUGACGAUUUUGCCAUUUAUUCUCGAGAGGCAGAGGAGAGUCAACAACAGGCCAUCAAGGAAUUUUAUGGUGAAAGUGGUGCUGCAAUUGCCAAUUUGCCCCCCGAAGAUGACACCAAUGUCAAGGAGGCCUUGGCCAAUUUAAAAAUAGCCCAACAUAUGCACAAGACGGGCAAGGAGGAAAAGGCCCAGCGACUAUUUGAACAUGCCUAUGCCUUGGCACCCAAACAUCCCGAGGUGCUACUACGCUAUGGGGAGUAUUUGGAACAACGUGAUAUUGUCCUCGCGGAUCAAUAUUAUUUUCAAGCUUUAACAAUUAAUCCAGGUUGUAGUGAAGCUGUGGCACAUCGUCAACGUACCGCAGCCAUUGUACAGACUAUUGAUGAAAGAAGACUAAUCGAAUUGGAUCGUAAACGUGAUGCCCUCUCGGGUAUACAUGAAUCGAACGCAGCUCUACGCAGAGCUAAGAAAGAGGCUUACUUCCAGCAUAUCUAUCAUUCGGUGGGCAUUGAGGGUAAUACUAUGACGCUGGCCCAGACGAGAUCGAUAUUGGAGACACGCAUGGCCGUCGAUGGCAAGUCCAUUGAUGAACAUAAUGAAAUUUUAGGUUUAGAUUUGGCCAUGAAAUUCAUCAAUGCCAGUUUGGUGAAUAAAAUGGAAAUCACAUUAAAAGACAUUUUGGAAAUACAUCGUCGUGUCCUUGGACACGUUGAUCCCAUUGAGGGUGGUGAAUUUCGACGCACCCAGGUAUAUGUUGGUGGUCAUGUUCCCCCUGGGCCGGGAGAUUUAUCCAUUCUUAUGCGUCACUUUGAAAACUGGUUAAAUUCGGAACAGAGCCUAUCGUUGCAUCCCAUUAAGCACGCUGCCUUGGCCCAUUACAAAUUGGUACACAUACAUCCCUUUAUCGAUGGCAAUGGCCGAACUUCCAGACUUUUAAUGAAUACAUUGUUAAUGAGGGCCGGUUACCCACCUGUGAUUAUACCAAAGCAACAAAGACACAAAUAUUAUCAAUAUCUUCAAAUAGCCAAUGAUGGUGAUAUUCGACCCUUUGUACGCUUCAUUGCCGAGUGUACAGAAAAAACCUUAGACCUGUAUCUGUGGGCUACCAGUGAUUUACCACAACAGAUACCAAUGUUGGAACAAACCGAAAAUACCCUAGCCAAUAUUGAUAAGCUGCUGACACCCUCAGCGGCGAAUAAUCUCGAUGAGACAUCACCGGCAACCACAACAACAACGACAAGUGCACCCUCCCACAACCACAAUUUAGAAGAAGAUUUCUUUGAAUCCGGCUCGGGGGAAAUUUCCUAG
Messenger RNA from Musca vetustissima, 1608 nucleotides. It is a transcript of the gene Fic, whose product is annotated as protein adenylyltransferase Fic. The record is from RefSeq and is a predicted model, not a curated record. The coding region runs from base 1 to 1608 and encodes 535 amino acids. The transcript is spliced from 4 exons. Gene Ontology annotation, molecular function: protein binding. NCBI's taxonomy places the organism in Eukaryota, Metazoa, Arthropoda, Insecta, Diptera, Muscidae.